Messenger RNA from Penicillium riverlandense, 597 nucleotides. RefSeq lists its product as uncharacterized. NCBI's taxonomy places the organism in Eukaryota, Fungi, Ascomycota, Eurotiomycetes, Eurotiales, Aspergillaceae. The record is from RefSeq and is a predicted model, not a curated record. The transcript has 2 exons. The coding region runs from base 205 to 597 and encodes 130 amino acids.
AUGCAGGUCUACGGGAAGCUGUUCGGACACCGGCGCGUGCAUAUUGACUAUGCAUUUUGUCAGCCAUCACACUGGAAUCAACAGAAAAGCAAACCCAACGAGGAGUGGCAAUGGUGGCAUGAAGUGUGUAGAGAUUUCGAUGCGUUUCGUGAAGAUAAAGAGACGUAAGCUAUACCGAUCCUCUACGGUACGAACGUUUUUGUUAUGGGAGAACAAAUGGAUACCCACUUCCGCAUGUCGAGGAUCCUGCCCUUUAGUAGCCUCCACCUCAUCACGGCCUUGAACAUCUCACUCAGCAUUCACGUUGGUCACGAUCGCGUGAUGAAACUCGAUGAAGAGUGGAAGGACGUUUAUCCAGCAUUCGUUCGCGUACUUCAAGAUAAAUUCACAGCCAUGCAAAAUCUCCGCGCUGUCAUUUACCUGGAUGGGUUUCGUAAACGGUGGAGUAUGCCCGCUCAAGAAGGAGAUCAAAUCAUAUGUCCAUGGGAGGCUCUUGCGGCUAGUCGUGAGUGGAAACUCUUAGAUCUGCAGUUUCCAUGGGGCCAGAUCAACUUCUUCGAGCCUAGAGCGAAUGCCCAGGAAAGGUAUCCCGACUGA